Messenger RNA from Candidozyma haemuli, 927 nucleotides. It is a transcript of the gene IPL1, whose product is annotated as aurora kinase. Gene Ontology annotation, cellular component: chromosome passenger complex; spindle midzone; spindle pole centrosome. The transcript has a single exon. Gene Ontology annotation, molecular function: protein kinase activity; ATP binding. The coding region runs from base 1 to 927 and encodes 308 amino acids. The record is from RefSeq and is a predicted model, not a curated record. NCBI's taxonomy places the organism in Eukaryota, Fungi, Ascomycota, Pichiomycetes, Serinales, Metschnikowiaceae. Gene Ontology annotation, biological process: mitotic spindle organization; regulation of cytokinesis; protein phosphorylation.
AUGCUGCCCAGACGUCCUCUUUCAAAGGUUCUGGUUAAUACAGAGCGUCCUAGUGAGAAGAGGAAGUCGCCGUUUGUCGAUACAAAUUCUCGGCUCCCGACAACGCCUCCAAAAUGCAAGACACUUCUGUUGGCUGAUUUCGAGUUUGGCAAGGUGCUUGGAAAGGGCAAGCUAGGCAAGGUUUAUUGCGUGAAACAUCGUGAAUCGGGCCUUGUGUGUGCUAUCAAGGCCAUGAGCAAGAAGGAUUUGGUCAAUUUGAAGCUUGAAAAGAACCUCAGGAGGGAGAUAGAGAUCCAGAGAGACUUGGUGCAUCCAAACAUAUCACGGCUCUAUGGGUAUUUUUACGAUGAAACGAAUGUUUACUUGAUUCUCGAGUACGCUUUGUACGGGGAGGUGUACCAGAUUCUUAAGACACGGCGCCGGUUUGACGAAACAACAGCUUCCAGGUAUAUCUACCAGGUUUCGUCAGGUCUCCAGUAUUUGCACUCCCACAACGUCAUUCACAGGGAUAUCAAGCCAGAAAACAUCUUAUUGCUGGAUAUGGGCGAGGUGAAGCUUAGCGAUUUCGGCUGGUCCGUGAAACUGGACCCAUUGUCCCAGAAAAGGCUUACAGUGUGUGGUACGCUAGAUUACCUUUCUCCAGAGAUGGUAGAAUCCCGUUCUCAUGAUUUUGCCGUGGAUAUCUGGCUGUUGGGCAUUUUGACAUACGAGUUUUUGGUUGGCAGGCCGCCAUUUGAAGAUGACGAUAAGGGAACCACAUAUAAAAGAAUAGCCCGGGUUGACCUAAAGAUCCCCAGUUUCCUCAGCGAAGAAGCAGCUGAUUUCAUAACUCAGCUUCUACAGAAAAAUCCCAGACAACGUCUUUCGUUGGCAGACGUGGCAAGCCAUCCGUGGAUGGAAAAGCAUAAAGCUCACUGGAGCAAAUAA